Molecule: messenger RNA, 1891 nt
Organism: Rhinichthys klamathensis goyatoka
Lineage: Eukaryota; Metazoa; Chordata; Actinopteri; Cypriniformes; Leuciscidae
Gene: mef2b
Product: myocyte enhancer factor 2b
Exons: 8
Coding region: 30-1280 (416 amino acids)
Biological process (GO): positive regulation of transcription by RNA polymerase II
Molecular function (GO): RNA polymerase II cis-regulatory region sequence-specific DNA binding; protein dimerization activity; DNA-binding transcription factor activity, RNA polymerase II-specific
Source: RefSeq, a predicted model, not a curated record
GAAAAGUCCCGCUCCGAACACAAAGCAUCAUGGGGCGGAAGAAAAUACAGAUAUCUCGGAUUCUUGAUCAGCGAAAUCGUCAGGUGACAUUUACCAAGCGCAAAUUUGGUCUGAUGAAAAAGGCUUACGAGCUGAGCGUGUUGUGCGACUGUGAGAUCGCUCUCAUCAUCUUCAACAGCACUAACCGUCUUUUCCAGUACGCCAGCACUGAUAUGGACAAAGUUCUGUUAAAGUACACCGAAUACAGUGAACCUCAUGAGAGCCGUACAAAUACUGACAUACUGGAGACUUUGAGAAGGAAAGGUUUGGGACUGGAGAGUUCAGAGCUCGAACACGAAGACAGCGUGCCGAUGGGAACGGAGAAAUAUCACGACGGCAUGGACCUCUCCAUCGCUCGCCAACGCUAUUAUGCUCCAUCGCUCCUCCCUUCAGAAGUGAUGGGUGCAAGUACUGAAAACGGCUACAGCAACUCCUCCAAUCCAAACCUGGGUGCCCAUCGGACUCCAUCCUACAAACCUUUCUGUGGCAGGCCGGGCUCAACCAGUUCUGUCAGCUCCAACUCUCAUCCGGCCCUUAUGGGACCGCAUUCAGGUCUGGGCUACUCAAUGUUUUCUCAUGGCAACCUGAGCAAGGCCUUGGAGAUGAAGACUCCGCCCCCUCUGAAUAUGACCAGUGACGGACGUCGCAUUGAUGCUCACAGCGGACUGUGUGGAACCCGCAGCAAUUUGGCCAAUGCAGUGAGAGAGUCUACCAAAAGAGCACUCUAUCAGAGUAUGCAUGCUGGGGGCCACAUGAUGGCGAUGGGGAAGACAGGCUUACUGGGCCACAGUCUGGGCAACUACGGGGCCUCAGAGUACAGCCACCCGAGUUACACUGUAGGUUUUCAACGCAAUUCUAUGAACACCUGGCAACCUUUGUCUCACCAGGAUGCCCACCAGUCCAUGAUCAGCCCUGGGAUGGCAUCAGGAGGAAGCUGCCCGUACCCUUCGCAGUGCUCUUCUCCCUCCUCGCCGCCACACCCCUCCCUCAACCUGAGCAUCAAAUCAGAGCGCACCUCUCCUGAUCACAUGCUCUCAGCCACGCCCCCCAGCCAUCACAUGCUGCAGCACUCACCAAUGGAAGAUCCCAAAGCCACGGGCGAGGAAUACACAGCGAUGGAGAGGAGUGAGAUACAGAAGGCCUCUUACUCCAGCCAGCCUGGUCCAAACAGAGACUCCGGGGAGGGCAAAAGCAACCCGCCUCUGAAACAACAUGACAUCAGUAAUGAAUGGAUAAGAUAAUUACCCCAUCCUUUUUAAAUGUCUUAAAUUCUUUUCUUUCUUUUUUUUUAAUUGGGAGAUGCAAUCUUCAUAUAAAAAAAAAAAAAACAUGCAUUAUAUUUGUUUUCCUUAACAGGCAAUGCAUCACAUUUUUUUUCUCCAGCUAUUCUUCGAAGUUAAAUAUACAUGCAGUUAAUGAGAUGUUUUAAUCAGAACCAGUAAAAAAAAAAAGUAGUAAUAUUAUCACUUCACCAGAGCAACAUUCAAAAAUCAAUGUUGACCCUGAUUAGAAAUGUUAUUUCUGUUUUUCCUCACGUGUAUAUUACUGUAGAGCCAAAAAGUAUGUUCAUGUAAAUGAUCUUCACUCAGAACGGACUGCUUUUCUACUUUCAACGUUUUUAAUGAGAAAACAAUGUUGUCUUGGUAUUUUUUUGCUAAUUUGCAUAACUUCUGGCAUUACCUAUAUAUUACAUCAUAUUUUAUGCUUAAGUUUUUUCACUUGUGCUUGUGUGAAUGCUGCAUACCAACAUGUACAAUCCUGAAGUAUUGUCAGUUUGUUGCAAUGUCCAUAAGAGGGCGGCACAUAACCAUAUCAGACAUCUGAAUGCUAUGCUUCUUGUUGACGUGAUACC